Branchiostoma belcheri (Belcher's lancelet) is the source of this 2966-nucleotide messenger RNA. RefSeq names its product golgin subfamily A member 6-like protein 22. The coding region runs from base 308 to 2017 and encodes 569 amino acids. NCBI's taxonomy places the organism in Eukaryota, Metazoa, Chordata, Leptocardii, Amphioxiformes, Branchiostomatidae. The record is from RefSeq and is a predicted model, not a curated record. The transcript is spliced from 7 exons.
CAAGCCAGUCGAAUCACGUAUGGUGGGCACCUCAAUCCCCGUUCCUAUCUGAUAAUAAUGCAUGUCUUGUGAUUGAUUUUAUCCUAUGGCGUUCUACCAAAUUCACACCUAGGUCCCAUAACAAUUUCCCGUUGCCAUGGUUUCGCCAUUCCAUAUUUAUGCUAGUAGCAUUACGAGUAUGUAGAUUACAUCGGAGAGACAUUCGCGGGAGCCAUCGCGUUGGCGAACAAUAGGCGGUGCCUUGCGGAGCUCUGACAACCGCGUCUUGCUUUUUGUGUGGUUCUACUGAUGAGGAGAGCCUAGCAUAAUGCGGAUCGCCAUAAUUUUCGUGGUAGGAGCUCUUCUCCUGUGCGCCGACGGGCACAGGGUUCCCGUUAAGCGGGAAAUGGAAGAAUCGGUACGGGAAGAAGACAUGGCGGCGCUACGCGAACUGAGCCAACUCCUUGAAAGGCUGCCCAAGGUUGACGAGGGGGAGCGAAAGAGGUACAAAGAGGAGGAAUAUGAGCCAAUGUACAAGAGAGGAAGUGACGAAGAGGAAGAGCGAAAGAGAAACAAGGAAAAGGAGUACGAACCAAUGUACAAGAGAAGCAGUGAAGAAGAAGAAGAGAGAAAGAGACACAAAGAGGAGGAAUUCGAACCAAUGUACAAGAGAGGAAGUGAGGAAGAAGAAGAGGAAGGCGAGGAGCGAAAGCGCCACAAAGAAGAGGAAUAUGAAGCCAUGUACAAGCGGGGAAGUGAAGAAGGAGAGGAGCGAAAGAGACACAAAGAGGAGGAAUUCGAACCCGUGUACAAGAGGGGAAGUGAGGAAGAAGAGGACGAGGAGGAGGAGGGGGAACGAAAGAGACACAGAGAGGAAGAAGAAGAGGAGCGUAAGAGAAACAAGGAGAGCGAGUACGAACCCAUGUACAAGAGGGGAAGUGAAGAGGAGGAAGAACGAAAGCGACACAAAGAGGAAGAAUUCGAGGCCAUGUACAAGAAAGGAGACGAGGAAGAAGAAGAGGAGGAGGAGCAAAAGAGACACAAAGAGGAGGAAUACGAACCCAUGUACAAGCGGGGAAGUGAAGAAGAGGAAGACGAAGAGGAGAGAAAGAGACACAAAGAGGAGGAAUAUGAGCCCAUGUACAAGAAGGGAAGUGACGAGGAAGGUGAGGAGCGGAAGAGACACAAAGAAGAAGAAUACGAGCCGAUGUACAAGAGGGGAAGUGAAGAGGAAGAGGAACGAAAAAGAAACAAGGAGAGGGAGUACGAACCCAUGUACAAGAAAGGAAGUGAAGAAGAAGAACAGGAAGAGGAGCGAAAGCGACAUAAAGAGGGGGAAUACGAACCUAUGUACAAGAGGGGAAGUGAGGAAGAAGAGGAAGAGGAGCGGAAGAGACACAAGGAGGAGGAAUUCGAACCCGCGUACAAGAGAGGCAGUAGUGAAGAAGAAGACGAAGAAGAGGAACGAAAGAGACACAACGAGGAGGAAUAUGAACCCAUGUACAAGAAAGGAGACGAGGAAGAGGAAGAGGAGGAGAGAAAGAGAAACAAGGAGGAAGAAUUCGAGCCCACGUACAAGAGGGGAAGUGAAGAAGAAGAAGAAGAGGAAGAAGGAGACGAGCGAAAGCGACACAAAGAAGAAGAAUUUGAGCCCAUGUACAAAAGAGGAAGUGAGGAAGCGGAGGAAUUGGAGGAGCUCCGCAAGCUUCUGGAAAAACGAGAGGAAAAGCGGAAGAGGCACAAAGAAGACCUAUCAGAGAUAUAUCGUAGACAAGACGAAGCUGGAGAUGGCGGAGUGAGAGAGGCGCUUGAAGAGGUGAAGAAGGGAUGGUGGAGUGGAGGGAAAACGCAGUUUGGCAGCAACGGGGGCUGUGCGGGAGUCGGAGGAAGCUGCAAGAGCAACGCUGACUGCUGCUCCAAGAGCGAGUGUGUCCCCGUGCAGAACUCAUAUUAUCGCCGUGAGGGCUAUUGCAUGCCCACCUGUAAGACAUGCGGGAAGGAGACAGCUGCGUGUUCUGUUCGUGUCCGCAGGGCCUGAGAUGCAGCGACGUCGUGCAGGGAGGCAAAAUCCGCUUCGUGUGCGACAAGCAAUUCUCAGCACGAGAAGCCAGGGGCCACUUGGGUAAGUUAGAGUGUCUGGAUGACCGUGACUGCAGGAAGAGAGGCGGCAGGUACUGUUUCAAGCACCUGACCUUCCCGUUGUCUUCCCGCUGUAUCGGCAUGUAGACAAGCAGCUGAACAAUUCUACUGAAACUUACGCAGUUCAUCGAUCACAUCGGUUUAAGACACAGAACCAGGCCAUUGCUGAUGAUAUAUGUAUAACGAUAUGUAUAUAUAUAUACUUCAGCGGAAAUCUGCAAGAUUUGACUCUAUGCUGACUGUAUUGGAUAUUGGUUUUAUUAAGUGUGCUUGUGUAAUCGUGUGCUUCUUGUGUAAGUGUGUUCCCAAUACGGAUCUCGAUGUACUAGCAAUAAUGACCUCAUGUGAAUCAUGAGAGACGUCAGAUAUAAAAAAAAUGUAUUGUUAUUCAAGUCAUAGACGUAACGUAUUACUUAAACCUUUCAAAGUAACGGAGAUUUCUGCCUCAACAUAUGCGGAACUCGAAGAAAUAUGGCAGCAUCCGAAUGUGUAUGAAAAAUGUGCUUGUUUUCAUGCAUUUGAUGGACGAAGUUUGCUGCAUAUAUACCAUAGUUCAUGAGUCACGAUUGGUGAUGAUGAAGUCAUGAAUCGUACAUUCUACUCAUGAUGUGCAACAUCUAAGGAUAUUUUACAAGAGUAUCGAGAGAGAUAUCUUGGGAACAGCAUGUUUUGUCAUGAUAAAUAUUCAAGAACAUCUACUGCAGCCGCAGCAGCAUUCGUAAUCAGAAAACUAGAAAACAUGAACAGUCGUGGACGGGAAUAAGUAACUGGAUUUAUGACGAAUUAACACACGAGCGUGUCUAUGCAUGUUAAGAGAAGACUGAUGUAGUAAAAAAAGAUCUGAAUCA